Molecule: messenger RNA, 443 nt
Organism: Pseudophryne corroboree (corroboree frog)
Lineage: Eukaryota; Metazoa; Chordata; Amphibia; Anura; Myobatrachidae
Gene: SPINK2
Product: serine peptidase inhibitor Kazal type 2
Exons: 4
Coding region: 91-333 (80 amino acids)
Molecular function (GO): serine-type endopeptidase inhibitor activity; protein binding
Source: RefSeq, a predicted model, not a curated record
CAGGCAGACAUUGGAGCUAUUCUAGAACACAGAGCAGACACUAGCACACACAGGUUCUGAGCACCAACGCCUGCAGUCUAAUAGAAAAGAAUGAAGCUGCCUCUCCCAUCAGUUAUGCUUCUCUGCAUUGUAACAGCAGCAUUAUGGCCAACACAACUCAUUCAUGGUGCAACUUUGCCAAAAUGUUACUUAUACCAGUUACCAGGGUGUCCAAGAGAUUUGAAUCCUGUUUGUGGAACAGAUGGAAAAACAUACGCCAAUGAGUGUAUGUUAUGUGCCUCAAACAGAGACAACGGGCUGAAAGUUCACAUUAAAUGGAAGGGAGAAUGCUGAUGUGCUGGUGUUAAAUCCUGGAUGUUGACCUUCUUUGCAACAGUGAUCACGCUGUAUAACGUUUCAAUCAUACAAAAUAAAUUGAGGUCCAACUUCCUAAAACAACAAAA